UCCCUUGCAGGUGUUGAGGACCACGAUGGCUGAACAACUCCUUCCCCAGGCGUUGUAUUUGAGCAAUAUGCGAAAAGCUGUGAAGAUAAGAGAGAGAACACCAGAAGAUAUUUUCAAACCUCCCAAUGGGAUAAUCCAUCAUUUUAAGACCAUGCACCGGUACACCCUGGAAAUGUUCAGAACUUGCCAAUUUUGUCCCCAGUUUCGUGAGAUCAUCCACAAAGCUCUCAUCGACAGGAACCUGCAAGCCUCACUGGAAAGCCAGAGGAAGCUCAACUGGUGUAGAGAGGUGCGGAAGCUCGUGGCUCUGAAGACCAAUGGGGAUGGGAACUGUCUGAUGCACGCUGCUUCUCAGUACAUGUGGGGCGUUCAGGACACGGACCUGGUCCUCAGGAAGGCGCUCUUCAGCACUCUCAGGGAGACCGACACGCGCAACUUCAGAUUCCGCUGGCAGCUGGACUCCCUCAAAUCUCAGGAAUUUGUAGAAACGGGGCUUUGCUAUGAUACAAGGAAUUGGAAUGAUGAAUGGGACAACCUGGUCAAGAUGGCGUCCACAGACACUCCAGGGGCCCGGGGCAGACUUCAGUACCACUCACUGGAGGAAAUCCACAUAUUUGUGCUGAGCAACAUUCUCAGAAGGCCAAUCAUUGUCAUUGCAGAUAAAAUGCUGAGAAGUUUGGAAUCUGGUUCAAACUUUGCCCCACUGAAGGUGGGCGGAAUCUAUCUGCCUCUCCAUUGGCCUGCCCAAGAAUGCUACAGAUACCCCAUCGUUCUAGGCUAUGACAGCCAACACUUUGUUCCCCUGGUGACCCUCAAGGACAGCGGGCCUGAAAUCCGGGCUGUUCCACUUGUUAAUAGAGACCGAGGGCGAUUUGAAGAUUUGAAAGUUCACUUCCUGACAGAUCCUGAAAAUGAGAUGAAGGAAAAGCUUUUGAAAGAGUACUUGAUGGUGAUAGAGAUCCCCGUGCAGGGUUGGGACCUCGGCACCACGCAUUUGAUUAAUGCUGCAAAGUUGGAUGAAGCUAACUUACCCAAAGAAAUCAAUUUGGUGGAUGACUACUUUGAACUUGUUCAGCAUGAGUACAAGAAGUGGCAGGAGAACAAAGAACAAGGACACAGAGAGAGGCACGCUCAGAACCCUCUGGAACCUUCCAUGCCCCAGCUUUCUCUCAUGGACGCAAAAUGUGAAACCCCCAACUGUCCUUUCUUCAUGUCGGUGAACACCCAGCCUUUAUGCCACGAGUGCUCUGAGAGGCGGCAGAAAACCCAGCAUAAACUCGGGAAGCUGAACACUAAGGCGGGCGCUGAGGCAGUCCCUGGCAUGGCUCUCGGGGCCUCCCGCGGCGAGGCCUGUGAGCCCUUGGCCUGGAGGCCUGAGGAGCCCAUGGAGGGACCCCACUCAGCCCCGCCGACGGCACCCAGCCUUUUCCUGUUCAGCGAGACCACCGCCAUGAAGUGCAGGAGCCCUGGCUGCCCGUUCACACUCAACGUGCAACACAAUGGAUUCUGUGAGCGUUGCCACAACGCCCGGCUGCUUAACACCAGCCACACCACGGACCCCACAAGGCAUUUGGACCCUGGUAAGUGCCGAGCUUGCCUCCAGGAAGCCACCAGGACCUUUAAUGGGAUCUGCAGUACUUGCUUCAAAAGGACUACGACAGAGUCCACCUCUAUCCUCGGCUCUAGUGUCCCUCCUUCCUGUCACCAGCGGUCCAAGUCGGAUCCCUCCCAGCUCAUCCAGAGUCUCUCCCCGCAUUCUUGCCACAGAGCUGGAAGCGAGGCCCCGGUAGGCUGCCUUUCCCAGGCUGCACGGACCCCCGAGGACAGGACUGGCACCAGCAAGUGCAGGAAGGCCGGCUGCAUGUAUUUCGGAACUCCAGAAAACAAGGGCUUCUGCACGCUGUGUUUCAUCGAGUACAGAGAAAACAAACACUUUGUCGCUGCCUCGGGGAAAGCCAGUCCCACCGCUUCCAGGUUCCAGAACACGGUCCCCUGCCUGGGGAGAGAAUGUGGUACCCUGGGAAGCACGAUGUUCGAGGGAUACUGCCAGAAGUGUUUCAUCGAAGCUCAGAAUCAGAGAUUUCAUGAAGCCAAACGGACUGAAGAGCAGCUGAGGUCGAGCCAGCGCCGAGACCUGUCUCGAGCUGCCCAGAGCUCGUCCAGGCCCAAGUGCACCCGGGCGUCCUGCAAGAACAUCCUGGCCUGCCGCAGCGAGGAACUGUGCAUGGAGUGCCAGCACCUGAGCCAGCGAGUGGCCCAGACUCCCCACCGAGGAGAGCCUGCUCCAGAAGAGCCCCCCAAGCAGCGCUGCCGAGCCCCCGCCUGCGAGCACUUUGGUAACGCCAAGUGCAAUGGCUACUGCAACGAAUGCUUUCAGUUCAAGCAGAUGUAUGGCUAA
Elephantulus edwardii (Cape elephant shrew) is the source of this 2398-nucleotide messenger RNA. It is a transcript of the gene TNFAIP3, whose product is annotated as tumor necrosis factor, alpha-induced protein 3. Gene Ontology annotation, biological process: protein K33-linked deubiquitination; protein deubiquitination involved in ubiquitin-dependent protein catabolic process; positive regulation of Wnt signaling pathway. The record is from RefSeq and is a predicted model, not a curated record. Gene Ontology annotation, molecular function: zinc ion binding; cysteine-type deubiquitinase activity; K63-linked polyubiquitin modification-dependent protein binding. Bases 26 to 2398 code for a protein of 790 amino acids. NCBI's taxonomy places the organism in Eukaryota, Metazoa, Chordata, Mammalia, Macroscelidea, Macroscelididae. The transcript is spliced from 8 exons. Gene Ontology annotation, cellular component: cytoplasm; nucleus.